GAGGCCAUCAUGAAGACCGCUUGUUUCACAGUGCCAGUUUUAAUCCUGUUGAUUGGUGUCCUUGACUUUUCCAAGGCACAGCAGGGUAGUAUCCAUGGCAUUCCUGAGAGGUUCUUGUUUAAGUGCGAAGGUCGAGAGGAUGGGAUAUACGCAGAUAUCGCAAGGAAUUGUCAGGUGUACCGUAUUUGUAUUGGCGGCGAACUUCUGACUUCUGAAGCAGGUUUCGACAUGUUUCCUUGUCCACAGGGAACGCUGUUCGACCAAAACACUUUGACCUGUCAGCACGCAGCUAAUGUGAUAUGUCCACAGGAGUAAUGGGCGGAGUCUCUCGAAAUGGUUUUCAAAUCUUAUAGAUGAAAAUAUAGGAGAUGUGUAAUAAUAAUAAUAAU
Messenger RNA from Lingula anatina, 389 nucleotides. Its product is annotated as U-scoloptoxin(01)-Cw1a-like. The record is from RefSeq and is a predicted model, not a curated record. Lineage: Eukaryota; Metazoa; Brachiopoda; Lingulata; Lingulida; Lingulidae. Gene Ontology annotation, molecular function: chitin binding. Gene Ontology annotation, cellular component: extracellular region.